AUUUUUUGGAAAACAAAAUUUCAGGCGACGCGCAUGAAAGCUUUGCCAUUUCGUGAAAUUAAUCCAAUCCUAGGGAGCAAUCGAGCCUCUCAUGGCGGUGGUGUCUGCAAUGGCCAGCCCAUGGGACACGGUGUUGGAGCUCACAAAAUUGGCUCAGGACAGGGCGGCCGACCCCCUGGUGUACGCUCUGCAGAUAUCAUCUACGCUCAACGCCGCCGGCGUUUCCAUUCCCUCCACCGACUUCGCCACUAUCCUCGUCUCCCACAUAUGUUGGUCCAAUAACGUUCCUAUUGCUUGGAAAUAUCUCGAGAAGUGCUUGACGCUCAGGGUUGUCCCUCCCCUCUUUGCUCUUGCUCUCCUCUCUACCAGAGUUAUCCCUAACAGAAAGAUCUAUCCUGUGGCCUAUAGACUGUAUAUGGAACUUUUGAAAAGAUAUAUCUUCUCAUUGAAGUCUCAGAUUAAUGCUCCGCAUUAUCAACAGACAAUGGAGUCCAUCAACGAGAUUCUUAAUCUUUCCCAGGCUUUUGGGCUCCCAGAUAGUGAAUUUGGGUUGUUUAUUGUGGCUUUUAUUUUUACAAUUGUGAGGGAGUUAGUUGAUGCUUCACUCGAUGAUGAGGGAUUGCUGGAGCUCUCAGCUGAAAAGGAAUCUAUGUGGUCAAUGAGAACACAAGAUAUGGAGAUAGACAAUCAUGAUGCAUUUAAUGGGAAACGAGCAGAACAAUAUGAGUUAUUGUCUAAAAAGAAUACUAUAAUGGCCACUGAAUUGCUUUGUGAAUUUUUCCGGAACAAAGUGACUUCCAGAGUAUUAUUCUUGGUGCGAAGGAACAUGCCUUCUUAUUGGGAGCCCUUUAUCAAGCACGUGCAGUUGCUUGCCUCAAAUUCAAUAGCUUUGAGAAAUUCAAGAAGUGUUUCACCAGAGGCUCUUUUGCAGUUAACAUCAGAUACAGAUGUGUUCCUGUCAAGGGAAGGUAAAAAAAGCACACUUCACCGGAUGAAUGCAGUAGUUGGAUCUUCACUUGUAUCUUGUCCCAGCCGAAGUCAUGGAACCAGCCCAUCAGCUUACUGGCUGCCCAUCGAUCUCUUUCUUGAAGAUUCCAUAGAUGGGUCACAAGUGUUAGCUACAAGCGCUGCCGAAACACUUACUGUUCUAGUGAAGGCUCUUCAGGCAGUUAACUGUACCACUUGGCAUGACACAUUUCUUGGGCUAUGGGCUGCGGCACUGCGGCUUGUUCAAAGAGAAAGACAUUCAUCUGAAGGACCAGUACCACGUCUUGAUACGUGCCUAUGCAUGCUGUUAUCUAUUACACCACUUGCAGUUGUAAACAUUAUUGAGGAAGAAGAAAGGGAACUCCUUCAUGCUAAUCAAGGAAAGAAUUGUUUAGGAAAGCGUCGUCAAGACUUAGUUUCAAGUCUAAAACAGUUGGAUGAUUAUGAAGGUUUGUUGUCUCCACCACUACAGUUAGCUUCAGUGGCAAAUCAAGCCGCUGCAAAAGCGAUGAUGUUUCUUUCAGGUCUCACUGUUUCCAGUGGAUACUUUGAUGGCAUGAGCUUGAAUGACAUGCCUUCGAACUGCGUUGGAAACUUGCGACACCUGGUUGUUGAGGCUUGUAUUGCCAGAAAUAUUCUGGAUACAUCUGCGUAUUUCUGGCCUGGAUAUGUAAAAGGCCGAUGCAAUCAAAUACCAUGUGGCAUUUCAGGCCAAACACCUGGCUGGUCUUCAUUGAUGAAAGGGUCUCCUUUAACUCCUCCAAUGAUGAGUAUGCUGGUUUCUACCCCAGCCUCAAGAGGAUAGAGAAUUAACUGGAACCACAAAUUCUUUACUUAAAUGGGAAAGUGGCAAAGUUAUUGGGACAUCCAAAAAAGGAAAGUUGGCAAAGUUAUAAGGGACGGAGGGAGUAAGAUGUAGAAUGAGAAGAAGAGCUCAAAGCAGAAGUACGAACGGCGUGAAAAUUUGGUGAUGUCUUUUCAUACCAAGUGUUUUGUAAUACACAGUUCGGUGGAGAUAUUUAAUCUAUUUAAUCAAAUGUGGAUGAUUUUUUUGCGCAAUUACUACUUUUUUUACUGAUACACUACUUGUAUCAUGCAAGUGAGCCUUCUGGUGUGCUGUAUGGGCAGUCACAAUGCUACAAUGAGACAUGAUGAUUUUGAAGGGAAAAGCCUGUUCGUUUCUCUCUACUAAUGUGACUUUAACACCUAAAUUGUUUGGUAGGCACUGCCAAUUCUGAGAUUUGGUUUUCCUAGUUUUUUAGAGAAUCACAUUUAAAUCAUAUAGUUACUUUUUUGAGCCCUUCACUACACUGUGGUCACUCUUCGACAUAAGGUUGGGUUUAUAAGAAUGAUUUUUCUGCAUUCAUGCAAUUUGUAAUGCACCUAAAUUUUGGUUAUGUGUGUGAUGAAAGUUUAGCGGAAUUGGAGAAAAUAUAUGAGUUCGCGGUAAGUGGUUCUGAUGAUGAGAAAAUUUCUGCCGCAACAGUUCUCUGUGGAGCAUCUCUUACCCGUGGUUGGAAUAUACAGGAGCACGUUGUGAUGUUCAUCACAAGACUGCUUUCACCUCCCAUUCCUAAAGAAUACACUGGAAGUGAAAGCCAUUUGAUACGUUAUGCUGCUUUUCUGAAUGUCCUUCUUGUCGGAAUAUCAUCUAUUGAUGGUAUACAGAUUUAUUCCUUGCAUGGAUUGGUCCCACAACUUGCUGCUGCACUGAUGCCAAUCUGUGAAGUCUUUGGUUCUUGUGCACCCACCAUUUCUUGGGCUCUUACCAGGGAAGAAUUAUCAUCCCAUAUGGUAUUUUCAAAUGCAUUCACUCUUCUGCUAAGGUUAUGGAGAUUUGAUGAGCCGCCAUUUGAAAGUGUAAAUGGGGAAUUAUGCCCAGUGGGGUCCCAUGUAACUCCUGAGUAUUUAUUAUUGGUGCGCAACCGUCAGCUGGCUGCAACUGAAAAUUCAUCAAACGAUCAAAUCAAGUGCAAGCGGUUUUCAAGGCUUUUAGAUCCGUGGCAUAGAGAACCUAUAUUUAUGGAUUCAUUUCCAAAGUUAAAAUGUUGGUACAGGCAAAAUAUGGCAUGUAUGUGUUCAACCCUUUCUGGUCUUGAACAUGGAACUCCUGUUCAUGAAAUUGUGGAAGCAUUGUUGAAUUUCAUGUUCAGAAAUCUAAGCAGGGGUGGACAGCCUCUUACACCCACUGCUUCUGGAAGCAGUAAUUCAUCUGGGCCUGGUGGUGAAGAUUUAUCUACCCGUCUUAAAUUGCCCGCAUGGGAUAUUUUAGAGGCGGUUCCCUUUGCGCUUGAUGCGGCCUUAACGGCCUGUGCCCAUGGAAGGCUUUCACCUCGUGAACUAGCUACAGGGAUUAAGGACCUUGCUGAUUUCCUUCCUGCUUCUUUGGCAAUAAUAGUAAGUUACUUCUCAGCUGAAGUAACAAGAGGAGUUUGGAAGCCUGCACCCAUGAAUGGAACUGAUUGGCCAAGUCCUGCUGCUAAUCUAGCUUCAGUUGAACUGCAGAUAAAGAAUUCAUUAGCAACUACCGGUGUUCAUGUCCCAAGUCUUGCUGUAGGUGGAAGCUCCAUUUCUACUCUACCACUGCCCCUGGCAGUGCUUCUCAGUUUCACCAUAACUUACAAACUUGACAGAGAUACCGAGCGCUUUCUCAACUUUGUGGGACGUUCCAUGAGUAAUCUGGGCACCGUCUGUCCCUGGCCAUCUAUGCCCAUCAUCGUCUCCCUUUGGGGCCAGAAGAUAAAGCGGUGGAGUGACUAUCUUACGUUCUCUGCAUCCCGUACCGUAUUCCACCACAACAGUGAUGCCGUUGUCCAACUUCUUAGGGUCUGCUUCAAAGCCACCCUUGGGUUAAACAGUUCCAUCACAGCAAGCAGUGGUGGGGUAGGUGCACUUCUUGGUCACGGAUUCGUCUCUCAUUUAUCUAGUGGUACAUGUCCUGUUGCUCCUGGAAUAAUGUACUUGCGUGUCCAUAGAUGCGUUAGGAACACCUUGUUUAUGACAGAGGAGAUUAUUUCCCUUGUGAUAAGUUCUGUUGAAGACAUUUCAAACAGCGGCUUACCAGUCGAGAACCUUGAGAAGCUCAAGAAAACGAAAUAUGGGUUGAGAUAUGGUCAGGUUUCACUUGCAGCAGCUAUGACCCGUCUCAAGGUAGCAGCUUCACUAGGGGCGUCUUUGGUUUGGAUAACCGGCGGUUUGAGUUUAGUCCAAUCUCUGAUAAAAGAAACUUUACCCUCGUGGUUCAUAUCCGUUCAGAAACCGGAACCCCAAACUGGAGUCGAAAUGUUGAGGGGAUAUGCGCUCGCGUAUUUCACGGUGCUUUGCUUAGCAUUUGCGAUGGGGGUGGAACCAGUGCUUUCACCUGGUUCUAGGCGAUCCAAGGUUCUCGUGAGGCACAUGGAGUUUCUUGUAAGUGCAUUGGAUGGGAAGAUAUCCCUGGGGUGUAAUGAAGCCACGUGGAGAGCGUAUCUCUCAGGGUUUGUUAGUGCGAUGGUGGUUUCCACACCAAACUGGGUGAGGGAGGUUGAUGUUGCGGUUGUGAAGAAGCUGAGCCAGGGGCUAAAGCAGUGGAAAGAGGAGGAGUUGGCUGUGGCCCUUCUUGGAGUCAGCGGGGUGGGUGGAAUGGCCAAGGCUGCUGAAAUGAUUAUAGAGCGUGGGGUUUGAAGUUUUCCUAGAUCGAUGGAUUAAGUCAUAGAUAGGCUAAUCACAACCAUGUUUGGGAGUUUUUUUGUUUAUCAUAAACGGUUUUUAGAUUUGUAAUAUAGUUAUCACAGUUCAAAUAGUAGUGCAGUUUUUUUUAAUAAUAUAGUUAUCAUAGCAUUAGUAGUAUUUUGAAUUUCGGAUUCCUAUUAGGUUCAUAACUUCAUAUCCAUUAUUUAUCCAUAUAACCAUUGUAACAGCC
This is a messenger RNA of Cuscuta epithymum, 4888 nucleotides long. The record is from the annotation of a GenBank genome assembly. NCBI's taxonomy places the organism in Eukaryota, Viridiplantae, Streptophyta, Magnoliopsida, Solanales, Convolvulaceae.